UCGAGUUUUUGCCUCGUAGCAUUGUUUGUAUAUUUAUAUAAGUGAUAAUAAAUUAUAAUUCGUUGCUGGAAGUUUUAAAAAAACUUCGUGAUGGCAGCGUCCAUCGAAAUCCCUCUCCGUGAUACGGAUGAGGUUAUAGAGCUGUACUCCGAUCAGCUUCCUGAUGGUGAUGAAGUGCUGGGUAUUUUGCGCCAAGAAAAUACCCAUCUUUCUAUUUGGGUUAACUUAGCGUUGGAGUACUACAAACAAAAUAAAAUCAGUGACUUCAUCAAAAUACUUGAGGCUUCUGUUGACGCAAAUGUCGAUUACCGUGACUAUGAGAAGGAUCAGAUGCGAGCACUUGACAUGCUUGCUGCACAUUAUGUGCAGGAAGCAAAUCGUGAGAAAAACAAAGAUAAGAAAAAGGACUUGUUCUCUAAAGCUACAGAUUUAUACACAACCGCAGAUAAAGUUAUCAUGUAUGAUCAAAAUCACUUGCUUGGCAGAGCAUAUUUCUGCCUUCUUGAAGGUGAUAAAAUGGAACAAGCUGAUGCACAGUUUAACUUUGUCCUCAAUCAGUCUCCUAAUAACAUUCCAUCACUUCUGGGAAAGGCUUGUAUUGCUUACAACAAGAAGGACUUUAGGGGUGCUUUGGCAUUUUACAAAAAAGCACUUAGGACUAACCCUAACUGUCCUGCUGCUGUUAGACUGGGGAUGGGACAUUGUUUUAUGAAAUUGAAUAACCAAGACAAAGCUAGAUUAGCUUUUGAGAGAGCCUUGCAACUUGACCCAAAGUGUGUAGGAGCCCUAGUAGGUUUAGCCAUUUUAAAACUCAAUUUACAACAACCUGACACAAUCAGAACAGGAGUACAGAUGUUGUCCAAAGCUUACACCAUUGAUUCUUCGAAUCCUAUGGUUCUUAACCACUUGGCCAACCAUUUCUUUUUCAAAAAGGAUUAUAAUAAAGUGCAACAUUUAGCAUUGCAUGCUUUCCACAACACAGAAAAUGAAGCAAUGAGAGCUGAAAGUUGUUAUCAACUAGCCAGGGCCUUCCAUGUACAGGAAGAUUUCAACCAAGCUUUCCAGUACUACUACCAAGCCACCCAGUUUGCACCAGCUGCUUUUGUGCUACCACAUUUUGGACUUGGACAAAUUUACAUUUUUAGAGGAGACACCGAAAAUGCUGCCCAGUGUUUUGAAAAAGUACUAAAGGCUCAACCAGGAAAUUAUGAGACAAUGAAGAUUUUGGGUUCAUUGUAUGCAAAUUCUUCGUCGCAGUCAAAACGUGACGUCGCCAAAAAUCAUUUGAAAAAGGUUACGGAACAGUUUCCCGACGACAUUGAAGCAUGGAUUGAAUUAGCACAAAUUUUGGAGCAAUCUGAUAUACAGGGAUCUCUAAAUGCUUAUGGUACGGCAAUCCAAAUUCUCAAAAAAGACGUACAAGCCGAAAUUCCCACUGAAAUAUUGAACAACGUGGGCUCGUUGCAUUAUCGCUUAGGUAAUCUGGAGGAGGCUAAGAAGAAUUUGGAGGAGGCACUGUUCAGGGCUCAGACAGAGGCUGCUGAGCAUGAUACACAGUAUUAUAACUCCAUUUCUGUUACAAUAACCUACAAUUUAGCAAGACUGAAUGAAGCACUCUGUUUGUUUGAUAAAUCAGAGAAGCUUUACAAGGAUAUCAUUAAAGACCAUCCAAAUUACAUUGAUGGCUACCUCCGGUUGGGUUGUAUGGCCCGCGACAAGGGUCAUAUUUAUGAAGCAUCUGACUGGUUUAAGGAGGCAGUAAAAAUCAACACUGAACAUCCAGAUGCAUGGUCACUUUUGGGCAACCUUCAUUUAGCCAAGGCUGAGUUGGGGCCUGGUCAAAAGAAAUAUGAGAGAAUUUUAAAUAACGACGCGACCGCCCAGGAUUCAUAUUCGCUUAUUGCAUUGGGCAAUAUUUGGCUACAAACGUUCCAUCAACCUACAAAAGACAAAGAGCGUGAAAAACGUCAUCAGGAACGAGCACUGUCGAUGUUUAAGCAGGUACUUAAAAUCGAUCCAAAGAACAUCUGGGCUGCAAACGGUAUAGGGGCGGUCCUCGCCCACAAGGGCCACGUCAACGAGGCUCGUGACAUCUUUGCACAAGUACGAGAAGCGACCGCCGAAUUCUGCGAUGUGUGGCUCAACAUUGCCCACAUCUACGUCGAACAGAAACAGUUCGUCAGUGCCAUACAAAUGUAUGAGAAUUGUCUACGAAAAUUCUUUAAAUACAACAACGUGGAAGUUCUACAAUAUUUAGCUCGAGCUUAUUACAAAGCAGGUAAACUGAAAGAAGCCAAAAUGGUUUUGUUGAAGGCCAGAAGGGUGGCACCACAAGAUACCGUACUUUUGUAUAACUUGGCGUUAGUACUUCAACGUUUGGCCACCUUUGUACUCAAGGAUGAGAAGUCCACCCUUCAAACUGUGUUGCAGGCUGUGCAUGAAUUAGGAUUGUCAUUAAAAUACUUUACAUACUUGGCUGAGUUCGGUGAUAAGAUGCAAUAUGACGUAACUUUGGCCGGCAUGGAAGCGAGACAGUGCAAGGAUCUGCUGUCCCAGGCCCAAUAUCAUGUGGCGAGGGCCAGAAGAGUCGACGAGGAAGAAAGACAGCUUCGCAGGAAACAAGAGGACGAACGUACGGCUUUCAAAAUGCGACAAAUGGAGGAACAGAAGAAGAUGGAAGAGGAACGACGGUUGACGAAGGAGCAAAUGCUGCAAAAACGUCAAGAAUACAAGGAGAAAACUAAAAAUGCUCUUGUUUUCAUGGAGAUGCCCUCAGAGAAGAAAACCAAAGGUAGAGGUAGAAGAGAUCAAUACGUCAGCGACUCAGGUAGUGACCAAGAAAAUCGGGGUGGAGAAUCGAGAGAGCCGAGAGAAAAGAAACAGAAGAAGGAACGAGGAAGAAAACGAAAAGGUAGCGGAGAUCGCAAAAAAGGAAAGGGUAGGAAACGGAAGGAGAGGAGCGACGACUCCGAUUCAGAUAAAAGUGAUAGGCCGAGGAAGAAGGGGAAGAAAAAAUCACUUAAGGAAGUCAAAAAGGAUGACGGGCUCAGCGCCAAGCAGAAAAGUCGUAUUGUGUCCAAGGCAACGAUUUCGAGUAGUGACGAUGACAGCGACGACGGAGGCAAACUUAAGAUUGCCAGUGGCGAUGAAAGUGACACAGGCACUAGAAGCAGGAAGAGGAGGAUUUCCUCAGGUUCGGACUCGAGCCGUUCUAGAUCCAGAUCCAAGAGCGGUUCCAGAAGCAAAUCAAGAUCCAAGUCGAAAAGUAGGUCUAGGUCCCGAUCGAAAAGCGGCUCAAGGAGUCGAUCUAGGUCGAAGUCCAAGAGUAGGUCGCGUUCCAGGUCGAAAAGCGGAUCUAGAAGUAGGUCUAGGUCUAGGUCUAAAAGCGAAUCGAGAAGCAGAUCGAGGUCGAAGUCAAAAUCGAGGUCUAGGUCUAGAUCUAAGUCUGGCUCUAGAAGUAAAUCUAGGUCAAGGAGUAAGUCUAAAUCAAGGAGUAGGUCUAGGUCAAGGAGUAAGUCUAGAUCAAGGAGCAAAUCGAAAAGCAGGUCUAGAUCUAGAUCCAAGAGUGGCUCAAGGAGCAAGUCGAGGUCUAGGUCUAAAAGUGGGUCUAGAUCUCCCGCAAGAAGUCGCUCAAAUAGUCGGUCGAGAUCCAGGAGUAGGUCAAAUUGAAUUUUUGUUAUGUUAUCGGUUUUUAAUUCAACAAAAUCAUUGUAAAGAGCUUUUUAGAAGUUUAUUAACGUUGAGGUUAAUAAACAUUAUUGAUUAUCAUAUUUUUGUAUAUGUAUUAUAAUCAAUGAUUGGUGUAAUAUAAGUGAAUAAAACAAUUAAGGACA
Molecule: messenger RNA, 3833 nt
Organism: Aethina tumida (small hive beetle)
Lineage: Eukaryota; Metazoa; Arthropoda; Insecta; Coleoptera; Nitidulidae
Gene: Ctr9
Product: RNA polymerase-associated protein CTR9 homolog
Exons: 5
Coding region: 91-3669 (1192 amino acids)
Biological process (GO): regulation of DNA-templated transcription
Cellular component (GO): Cdc73/Paf1 complex
Molecular function (GO): RNA polymerase II complex binding
Source: RefSeq, a predicted model, not a curated record